Messenger RNA from Macadamia integrifolia, 1292 nucleotides. Its product is annotated as katanin p80 WD40 repeat-containing subunit B1 homolog KTN80.4-like. Gene Ontology annotation, biological process: microtubule depolymerization. NCBI's taxonomy places the organism in Eukaryota, Viridiplantae, Streptophyta, Magnoliopsida, Proteales, Proteaceae. The record is from RefSeq and is a predicted model, not a curated record. Gene Ontology annotation, cellular component: katanin complex.
CUUUCCCUUUAAGACUUGUGUUUUCAGUUGCCUAACCUAGUCAAGCUGCUAUUUUUUGGGGGAUCUCUUCCACUUGUACAGGUUCGGCAGAUAGAACUGUUAAAUUCUGGGACCUUGAAACUUUUGAGCUGAUUGGUUCAGCUGGUCCUGAGGCCACAGGAGUGCGUUCUAUGACCUUCAAUCCUGAUGGAAGAACCCUACUAUGUGGUUUGCAUGAAAGUCUGAAGAUUUUCUCUUGGGAGCCAAUAAGAUGCCAUGAUGCUGUGGAUGUGGGAUGGUCUAGAUUGUCGGAUUUGAACAUUCAUGAAGGGAAACUUCUUGGGUGCUCCUAUAAUCAAAGUUGUGUCGGAGUGUGGGUCGUGGAUAUUUCGCGCAUUGAACCAUAUGCAAUUGCUAGUGCGGCUCGAUCAAACAGUCACCCAGAACUGAAAUCUACUUCAAUUGGGAAUCUAUCUGUACUAACUGACAACAGUGCAAAGAUUAGCACUGGGAGGAUAUCAGCUAUACACAAUUCUGAUACUGUAGUUAAGGAAACAAAAACUUGGGGGAGGCUAUUGGUUUCGCAAAAUUCCGAUCCUAUGAAGGAAGCCAAAAAUUUAUCAUCUACAGGAAGUAUUCCUGGUACUCCGCAAAGGGUCAGUUUAAGCUCUGUUCCAAAGACCAUUGUGUCAAGUGCGGUGGCAGCACCUAGUGCAGCAACUCUAAAGAGGAGUAUUGCCAAGUCUCAUUCAACAUCCAGUCAUCCAGUCUUCAACAAGUCAGAUGUGAUUCCUGUUAUUGUCCCAAGGAAUAAUGUGAGGGUGGAGCAGGCAUCUGAUUCCAAAAGAGAAAUUGCUGCAGCUGGAAGAACCACCCCAUUCUUCAUGCAGGCAAGAGUAACCGACUUAAGGAAGCUGUCUAAUAACAGGGUUGAUCAGGAGAGGCCAAAUAUUUCUGCUCACUCUUUGUCAAUAUAUUAUAAGUCUACUGAAUUGAAUGAAGUUAUAGAUCAGAAUUUCCUUCCUGCUGUUGAGGGGUUGAAUCCAGUAAUAACAACGGCUGAAAGAGACUUGAAGGAUGCUAGAUGCCUUGGGCCUGGGAAACGUGGAAUGAGUCUGUCAACAGAGCCAUCUGCAGAUGAUGCUCAGGUGCAUAAAGUAAACCGAGAGGACUGUUCUUUUGACAUUCAGAAAAGAGGAAAGGCACACUCACUUGUUGCAAACUGGGAGGAGAGAGAGAGUUCUCCCUAUGAAGGACCUACAUCCAGUAAUUCAUCCGAGACAACUUCUGCAGUUAACGUGCUCUUUAAUACG